Messenger RNA from Salvia splendens (bonfire salvia), 1422 nucleotides. Its product is annotated as homeobox-leucine zipper protein PROTODERMAL FACTOR 2. NCBI's taxonomy places the organism in Eukaryota, Viridiplantae, Streptophyta, Magnoliopsida, Lamiales, Lamiaceae. The record is from RefSeq and is a predicted model, not a curated record. The coding region runs from base 1 to 1422 and encodes 473 amino acids. Gene Ontology annotation, molecular function: lipid binding. The transcript is spliced from 8 exons.
AUGGAGACCGUGACCUCCGCAAUGGACGAGCUGCUCAGAGUAGCUCAAUUGGGCGAACCGUUGUGGGUGGCGAGCGUGGAUCGCCACAACUAUGUGUUGAAUGAGGAGGAAUAUUUCCGGCUCUUCACCGGCCCCAGAAAGGAAGGGUUCCAAGCUGAGGCGACGCGUGAGUCUGCUAUGAUUUAUUCCGCUGCUUCCGAUCUUGUCACCAUUCUCAUGGAUGUGGAGCAAUGGGCAAAUGUGUUUUCAGGAGUAGUUUCAAGAGCAACCAACUUGCAAGUGGUUUCAUCUGGACAAGAGGGAACAUACAAUGAAGUCGUGCAAGCGAUGAAUGUGGAGUUUCACGUUGCAUCGCCGGUGGUUCCGACACGCCAAAGCUACUUUGCGCGAUAUUGUCGACAACACGUGGACUCAACGUGGGCUAUAGUUGAUGUCUCUUUGGAUCACUUACAUCCUACUCUCUUCAAUAUGUGUCGGAGAAGACCUUCAGGUUGUCUCAUUAAAGACAUGCCUAGUGGUUAUUCCAAGGUGAUAUGGGUGGAACAUGUAGAAGUUGAAGGAGGUGGGGUCCACAGCAUGUACAAGCCACUAAUCAGAGCCGGUCUGGCUUUUGGAGCACAGCGAUGGCUUGCGAUUCUCGACGGAUACUGCCAACGGAUUGCCAACGGAUCCGUUCCUUUGGACGUUAUCGGUUUUUUAGUGGGGAGUGGCAGGGAAAGUUUGUUGAAGGUAGCAGAGAGGAUGGUGAGGGGAUUUUGUCGCGGAGUAAAUGCCUCAGUUGCAAAUACAUGGACAACCCUAUCUGGGUUGGAUAACUUGAGUGACAGUGUCAAGAUGAUGACCCGCAAAAAUGUGGAUGACCCGACCACUCCUUUAGGCUUCCAACUCACCAUGGCUACUUCAUUUUGGCUCCCCACCCCGCCCAAAAGGGUCUUCGAUUUUCUUCGUGAUGGCAACACCAGAAAAGAGUGGGACAUGCUCUUAUUUGGAGAAGAUAUAGAAGAAAUGGCUCAUAUUGUAACUGGCAAUGAAGAUGGAAACCUUGUUACAAUGUAUCAAGUCAAGGAUACGAAUCAAAACUCGAAGCAAACUAUAUUGUUGCAAGAAAGUCGCAAAGACUUGACCGCAGCUUACGUGAUCUACGCCCCAAUCGACAUGGUUAGUGCGGACACGAUUCUGUGCGGUGGUGAUCCAAGUAGCAUACCCAUACUCCCGUCGGGAUUCACCAUUCUUCCCGAUGGGCCCAUUCGCGGUGGCCGCCCCACGCCUCAUGGGGAAACCGGGGGAUCUCUUUUGACAUUAGCCCUUCAGGUUAUGGUGGAUCCUGCUCCAGAUGCAAACAUUUCUCCUGCCUCAGUUUCAAUGGCUAACCAAAUCAUUUGUGACAUGGUGGAUAAAAUUAAAGAAACUUUGAUUUCCUGA